Molecule: messenger RNA, 8048 nt
Organism: Pieris napi
Lineage: Eukaryota; Metazoa; Arthropoda; Insecta; Lepidoptera; Pieridae
Gene: RhoGAP100F
Product: rho GTPase-activating protein 100F
Exons: 22
Coding region: 1-3957 (1318 amino acids)
Biological process (GO): signal transduction
Molecular function (GO): protein binding
Source: RefSeq, a predicted model, not a curated record
AUGUAUUUACCCGACGUUGUUAAGAAAGUGUUAAUUGAUGUAUUGUUUCAGGAGAAUGGGCGUGCGGCGCCGGAUCUCACGGCGUCGCCGGGCCGUGCUCCGGCCGGUCCGCCGCAGCCGGCGCGCGCGAAUCAUGCGCCGCCCUGCGUGCUGCAGCCAGAUUUUAGGAAGGUAUCUGGCGUGAGCAAUGAAAUAUUCAGACAGAUUGAAAUGGUGGAGAACGAUCACGACGCUACGACGGCCGCGGCGCUCGAGGCGGUGGAGCGUCGCGGGGAGAUGAUAGUUCGGAUCCUUGAGGUGAGGCAAGUGGGACGAAAUAACAUCGAAGCCGCCAAGAAAUUCUUCUCUUUACAGGAUUCACGACAUGCAGUCCAACUAGUAGAAAUCGUCAAACGACCUGGCCAAACUUUGGGCUUAUAUAUUCGGGAAGGAGACGGUGGGGCAAGGACAGAUGGAGUAUUCAUAUCUAGAAUAGCGUUAGAAUCUGCCGUUUAUAACAGCGGUUGUCUCAAGGUUGGAGACGAGAUCCUAGCUGUUAACCUAGUGGACGUUCGACGCAUGUCAUUAGAUGACGUUGUAAUCAUCAUGUCGAUUCCCAGAAGACUUCUACUUUGCACCCGACAGAGGAAAGGAAAAUCUGGACCGGGAUCACCAUCAAUGCCCAGAACUGAACAUAAGCCACCACCAGUUGUCGUGCUGAAAAGAGAUUGCAGGGAUGAUGACGACAGAGAUAGAGAUAGAGUCGAUGGACUUUACUCACAACAUGGUACGCUCCGUUCAACGGGGGCAUCUGGCGGAGUUCGACCUGUGGGAGAUGGUCGCGAGGAAAGAAGUCGCCUGCAGCUGGGCGGUUUGUCUCCUGAUUCCACGCCCCUCGACUUGUAUUAUAAUUCCAGACCACCAUCGGACCAUUCUACAUGGAGUUAUCGCCCACCACCGCCAGUUAUUACAGAACAACCUAAGUCAGGAGCUACGCACUUCGUGCCAUACGAAAGAUCUUAUCCAAACACAUUGGAGAGCUUAGCUGAGAAGGUUCAUUCCUUCUAUCCAGGAGAAGGAGGCAGUACUAGGUUCGGCGGCAGAGUGCCCAGAUCUGGGUCGGAACAGCAACUGCCUCGUGCAGAAACUCAUUCAGAUUUCGGACGGCAUUCUCUGCUGAGGUCCAGUUUGAAAGCAUCUGCCGCUACAGGUGCAGCUGGUGCUUCCAGUUUGUCAAGAUACAAUCAACGUUACGGUGGCGUAGGUAUGCCUGGUCUUCCAAGCUCGGGACUUUCGAGUACUGGGCUUACUAAUGCCGGCUUAGGCCCUGGUCUUCCUUCGGGGCUCUCAUCUACCGGUCUAAGCGGUUUAACCGGUUCCAGCUUAGUUGGAACAGGACUGAGUAGCGGGAUUGGAACUGGAUUAUCAGGAUCCGGACUAAGCUCCACUCUCGGAGGAUACGGAACGACAGGAUUAGGACUAUCCUCUUACGGAAAUAAAUUCGGUACUUCGAGAAGGAAUCGAAGCCUGGACUACUCCUCGGAUACAGAAGCCACUGCACCCACAAGAACGCCAUACUAUUCGGGUUUAAGCGGCUACAGAAGCAGCACGUUGGGAAGAGAUAUAGGAUCAAAGUUUAAUUCGCUCCCAAGAGACGUACGAGGAACUGGCCAAAGAAUGGGACUGUCAAGGCGAGCUGGAAGUGUCUUGCAAGACGAACCUGAACCGCUGUCUUCUCGACUAGAUCUACGUUCUUCCAGAGUGUUCACAUCGGACGAGUAUCGCGCCUGGCUGUCCAGAGCGCCUUCCACCAGUGCUCUCUACGAGAGUCUGCGGCCACGCUUGCCUACCCACUACUCGGCAGAAAAUAUACACGAUGCGCUGAAAAAUAUGGAAAAUGCAAGUCGCUACGGUUCAACACUGGGAUUAGCUGGUCGCCGCAUGGAGCGUCCCAGGCACUUGCCAGCAAGAUCUCUGUCCUCGCAACAAUUAGGACCAACCGCUAGUGGAUCACCAUCAGCUCGUCGCGUGAGACAGCUACUGGAGCUGGGUUCGAAAUUCACGUGCCCCAACCCCAGCCCGGUGCCCACACCCGGGUCAAGGCAUCAGAGACACCUCGAUAUAAACCCUAACGAAUUUCUCAAAUACAAGAUUGAAAAGCCGGGGACUGGUUUAUCGACAUCUAUGACUGGGUUAUCUCGUAUAUCUGGGGGUGUUUCGGGGAUGUUAUGGGUGCAUUUAUUAGCCGGAAGGGGGUUAAGGCCUGCCCCCUCGGGCUCUUCGCCCGGUUCUCCCCCGUCGGGACCUUUAGCCCCACCGCAGCCCCCGGUAGCUCCACGGGACUUGUACUGUGUACUUGAAUGCGAUCGAGUACAUAAAGCUCGUACUGUGGUUCGUACCGGAGAACUUCAGUUUGAUUGGGAUGAGUCUUUCGAGCUAGAACUGGUGGAUAAUAGACAAUUGGACGUUCUGGUAUACUCUUGGGAUCCUCAACACAGGCACAAGUUGUGUUACCGCGGAGCUGUCACCUUGCCCGAUCUGCUAGCACGGUCUUCCUCACAUCAACUGGCGAUAAGGAUGGAACCGCGUGGAACGCUUUACGUCCGCGUGCGACACACGGAACCACAUGAGUUAUUCCGCCGAAGACCCACGCCAUCCCGUCUUUCCCCCCCACCUUUAUUUGGGGCAGAAUUAGAUCAAGUCGUUGCAAAGGAAGUUAGGCCAUCCCAUGCCCCACCGGUGCCGCUCAUCGUCAGGCGGUGUGUGGAGGAGAUUGAACGACGCGGAUUGGAUAUUAUAGGUCUCUACCGUCUAUGUGGAUCUGCGGCUAAAAAGAGGAUACUGCGUGAAGCAUUUGAGAGAAACGCUCGUGGAGUCGAAUUGACCCCUGACUCUGUUCCCGAUAUCAAUGUGAUUACGGGAGUACUCAAGGAUUACUUGAGGGAACUACCGCAACCACUGUUCAGUCGGUGCUUAUUCCAGAUGACGUUGGAUGCUCUAGGAGUAUGUCUACCAGACGAUAAAGAAGGCAACGCUCGACUUAUGGCAUCAAUAGUGGAAUGCCUCCCGCGUGCAGCACGGGCGACUCUGGUCUUCCUGCUAGAUCACCUGGCUCUUGUAGUCGCAGCCCAGGACCGGAACAAAAUGUCCCCGCAACAUCUGGCUGUGGCCCUGGCGCCACCACUGAUGCUUCAGUCGCAGCCGCCCACAGAGCUGGACUACCAGCGACCGAUACACGUGCUACAAUGUCUUCUACAAAUCUGGCCAGCACCGAAACGUUCAGUUCGGCGCGGAGAGCCAGCACUCGGGCCGCGUGGAAACAGAGUCAGUGCGUCGCAAGUGGGCUCAGCCACCCUCCCCCAAGGCCGAGUUCCGCCCUCAGCCAGUCCAUAUCGGCAUCCAGCGGUAGCAUCAGCAGCAUCUCCGCAGCCAGCUCUCUCGGCUCGGCCCGGGGCCGACCGCUCGCCGCCCGCACAUGUUCUCUCAUCAGCCAGGGCCGGCCCAUAUCGUCCGCAGUCGCCUCUGCGCGGCCCUCUGCCCGCUCCUCCUCGCUCCCGCCAAGUGACGGUCUCCUCUUCCGGUUCGCCCAGUAGCAGCUCGGGCAGCCACAGUCCGGCCGACACUAUCAAGCACGGCGGGUCCGUCUCCUCAAUACUACGACAGCCCGAGAGGACCUCGCCCAGGAAUUCCCCUCGUCACUCCCCCCGGGCCUCGCCUAGAGAUUCCCCGCGGGGCACGCCAAGGGAUCUGACGCCGAGGGAGACGACACCUAGGGACACGCCCCGGGAGAACGGGUCCCGCGAGUCGCCCCGUUCCGCCAUCCCGGGCACUUCGGCCGGGCUGGCGGUGACGCUCAACUCGGCGGGCGGCGUGAGUCCUCGCUACACCUCCACCAACCCCUUCCUGCAGCAGUACGACGCCGAGGAAGAAGCCGAGGCGUGGCACUCCGCCGACAUAUUCUCCUCUACGCACACAUAGUGCUCAUAGCGAAUUGAAUUUCCUAGUCAAUUUUUUUAAAGAAUCGAAAGAGUUCUGCUCUGCUGUAUAUUAUGUUGUUCGAACGUGCGUUCGUGAAUUUGUUAUAUAUAGCGAGUUAUGAUGUAUAUUACGGUGAGAAUGUUCGCGCGAGGUUGUCCUCGCCGACCGCUAUCGCUCCGCCCCGUAGACGCUAUGUUGUAUUGACGUAUUGUAUAUUGUAUAUAAAUGAAUACGUAUUUAAUGUAGGUACUCUCCAGUUUUGUACCGAUAGGGCGGCGCUCUGGCGGACGGCCGCAGCGCUACACGCAUCGUCCCACAUAUCAGAGACUGGCGCCGUCGACGCUUCCGAGCCAGCUGAACUCUGGAGCGUCCACGGUGCGCCAGUCAGUAAGUCGAGUAGGGAGAGUGUAUCAUAGAUCGAGUCGGAAUCGUCUUGAGACUGAGACCAUAUCAGAGUACUUAGCUCGUAGAUACCUCUCGAUGGACAUCCGUCGUAGAACGAGCGAUUGCGUCACGAACGUCUAGAGGCACGAAUGUUAUGAAUCUUUCAAAUAUUCCAAGUAUUCCUUGUUCAUUAUUAAUAAAUUAACUAUUAUACAUAUAAACUAUAUUAAACUAAAAUAGUGUUAGUGCAUUUUUACGAGUCGCUGAUUCUAUGAAGGAACGGAUUCUUCAUACUAAACGGAUCGGUCGCAAUCUCAAGAUCUGGGAUCAUAUUUGCGAAUUAUUAAAUUCCAAAAAUCAUACAUUACACACAUAUAGUUUACAGAUAUAAUUAUCGAGCGGCAAUCUGUUUCUUCCAAUUGCAAACGUUUUCUACUGUUUACAAUUAUCUUCAAAUUGUUGACUGUAUUUUAUUAUCUUGUUGAAUGGAUAGCUAGUGUUAUUGAUAAUACUGAAUAAUAAAUUGGGAUUCGCAAAUAAUAUCUCUAUUCUUAUAGCUGGCGUCUGCUAGACAUAUAAGAGUGGCGGAAAUCGACCAAUGACAGCACUGAUUAAACCCUCACUGCCAUGAUUGGUCCAUUUUAAAUAGUUAUGCAUAUUAUUACAAUUACACCUAUUAAUAUGUCUGUCGGAGGCACUCAGGUUUCGUACUGAUUUUGAGCAACACUUCAAGACGAAGUUUUGUUACUGUUUUUAUAAUAUAGUUGCACAAAAGACACGACUGAAAUGGGACACAAGGUUUUUGAUACUUUACCGUUUUACCCUUUUUCUCAUUUUGUGAUAUACUAGAUGUUGCGUUGGAACCUCGCCUUUUAUAUGAAUGUAAGUCUGUCCAUGAAUUCCUAUAUUUCGCUUAACCUACUAUGAAUACUCGUUUUUGGCGGAAUUCAUGUUCGGAGUAGAACCUUAUGACGACACUUUACUAGGCUCUGCUGAACACAAGAAACUACUGGGGAUCUUUCAAAGAGUUUUUUUAAUCUGCAGACCAAGUUAACAUAUAGUUUAAACUAAUAUACAUUGAAAUAAAUAACUAAACUUAACAUAAACUAAAAUAUAUCAACCCUUUAGGCAAGGUACCGGAGAUACUAGCAGCGUUCCCCCUUUGAAUUGCUAGACUAAUUCUUUGACCGAGGUAGCUGCCAGAUCUUCGGUCUCCUGUGAUGUCGACAUAAAAAACAUGACAUGUUUAAACUUGUCAGGUUACAUUUUUGUAUCUGGAACUAAUUUAAGCUGUCCUGCGAUUGGUCACUAUUUUCACUAGCUUUCAGGGUACAUCUAAGUCACAUACAGAAAACAUGUGUGCUAGUUAUGGUUUUGAAUCGUUCCAAAUACAAGAACAGGAAAGUGUAUUGACCGGCGUUAAGACCUGGAAGAAAUGGAAGGCCCCCAAAUAAUUGAUUUCUACCACUUAAAACGUUUUCCUGUUCACAAUACUUUUGCAAUUUCGUUUCUAUUGUGUUCGGUAAAGCCUGAACGGGAAGACAAUAUGAUUUUAGAAUCUUUAUAAUAUCUGAUAUAAUGAUUUAACUGAAUGAAAUCGCCUUCGUGAUUAACCACAUGAAGUAAAUUAGCAUUGCCAUAUACAAAUAAUUCAUUUAGCUUACGAAAAUUGAUAGCUUUUAACUGUUCAGUAUACAUACUUGUUAUUAAUAUAAGUAGUUUAACAUAAUAUUGUUACCAUAUAUGAUAUUUACUUCACGUGGUACUAACGCAUAUAACAAUAACACUGUCGGAUAUUAACCAUUACUUUGUCUGUUUUAUAAUUACUUGUAUUUUAAAAUCUUUAUGGAUUAGCUUUUUAAUUGAAUAUUGGGGGGGAUUUUUAAAGUUUGGUAAGUGACAAAAGCACUUUAAAGAAAUCCGACAGUAAUAACAAUAGAACCUGAAUACAGAAAGGACAAAAAAAAAAUUCGGGUAAAAUAAAUGUAUCCUUUAGCUUUAUGUAUUGUCGUUAAUUGUUAGUGUAUUUGCAAAUAUUCAACGUAUACAUGGGAAAUAGAAAAGGAAGUGUUGAGUAAAAAUGAUUACUGACUCAAGUCAUAAUUCAGAUUCUUAUUAGGCCGCGUUUUAUGAAUAAAUAAUAUAGACUUUAAAUUCCGAAACUGUGAAUUUAUAUAUAUGAAAUUUAAUAUAUUUUCUCUCCAGUAUAUCUCGGAGUUUGGUGUGCCUCUUAGCAAAGGCCUCUCUAACCCUUUCCACUGUUCUCUAUCUUUUGCGACUCUUCUCCAGUUGUAGCCUACUGUUAGUUUCAGUUCGUCCUCCCAUCUCUUGCGUGGUCGGCUUCUUUUUCGUUUACCGUCUCUAGCGUACCAUUCCGUUAAUAUUUCGCUCCAUUUUUCAUGGGAGCUCCGUAGCAUAUGACCCGUCAAUCAUCAUUUCAUUUGGUCUAUCUUCGUGAGAAUGUCACACCUGUUCUAGGUCUUAUGUCUGCGUUUAUUUGUUUGUCUAAUUUUCUUAUUCAGAAGAAUAAUAACAAAUAAAUCUCAGGGUCCUCUCUGUAUCACAGUAUCUGUUACCAUAGAUUAAUAUAGUGUAAAUAGAGACUUGAAGUGUCGCUCGACGGCUCGUAGCCGCGUACGACAUUAGUGUGUAGUGAUGGGACACGGCUUCAGUUGGCUUGACGCGCGGUUCAUCUGAGAGGGCACUUGAUACUAAACGAUCGUGAGAUUCGCAGCAGUGUAUAUGGGUGUAAAAAUCAAAUUUGAAUUCUAUGUUAAGUGUAAUUUAUUUGCGUAAGUGCAAUUUUAUUAACACUAUUGAAAUUUAGAUGUUUGCGUUAUUGUAAAUAAUGUGUGACUUGAGAUUAUGAGAUUUAUUUAUUACCGAACUAUUUAAAGACAAAAGCAUUAAGACAAUAUCGAUAAAAUGGAAGUUAAUCGCUCGUAGCAACGCUACGCCGUAGCUUCGUAGUGCUUACUUUUGACUGUAUUUAAUAACGAAAUUGGAUUAUAUACAAUUUUAUUUACAUAAAUAUUGUUACGAUUGAGUUGACUAAUUAUUUUAAAAUUGUUGUUGAAUGUCGUAAAUUUUAUGUAACGUAGAGAGAAUAAUUUUAUGUGUUAACUCGGCUUAUCCUAACAAAGCCUUAGUGGAAAUUGUAAAGUUUGUAGAUAUUAAUUUUGUACUAUGAUAUUUAAUAUCUAGUAGAAACAGGAUUACCUUUUGUAAAAAAUCCUUAAGUGUCUAUACGAAAGCGAACAAUGAAAGUCUUUGUGUAAUAGUUAAUUAUUCUGCAAUCUCAUAAUCGUGAUUUAGUUAGAAAAUAAGUUUUAGCGACGCCGAUUAUCCAAAAACUCCGAUACAAUUGACUGGUCGUGCCAAAUUUGAAAUAUAUAUUCCCCAUUUUUAAAAUACGAUCACAGGUCAAUGCUAUAAACAGAGCAAUAAAGAAUAUAAUAUAAAAUGUAUUAUUGUAAAUAGUGUUUAGUUUUAUGAUUUGUGGUAUUUGUAUUGAAUAGAUGUUUAUGAAUAGCAAGUUCGCCUCUCACGUUGAUCCCCGCGGUAUGUUUGCGUUGCGGGGCCUUCAGCCCUAAGAUUAUAUCAGUAUUUCGAAAAUUUGGUAAAAGUAGUAAUACGUGUACGUAACGAGCACGCCGCCCGAAUUGUAACGGGUGGCUGAAACAGACGGAAUAAAUAAUACGAUGUUA